Sus scrofa (pig) is the source of this 1451-nucleotide messenger RNA. It is a transcript of the gene NDUFA10, whose product is annotated as NADH:ubiquinone oxidoreductase subunit A10. NCBI's taxonomy places the organism in Eukaryota, Metazoa, Chordata, Mammalia, Artiodactyla, Suidae. The record is from RefSeq and is a predicted model, not a curated record. Gene Ontology annotation, biological process: mitochondrial electron transport, NADH to ubiquinone. Gene Ontology annotation, cellular component: respiratory chain complex I; cytoplasm.
GGCCGUGACGUCACGACGGCGCGACGGCCGCGGGAGAGGACCCCGGCGCGACCGCGUCCCCUCGGGUCCUUGAGCCGGCGCAGACCGCGGAGCCAUGGCCUUGAGGCUGCUGAGACUGGCCCCCGCGUCCGCGUCCGCGGUCCCGCGGGGCCUCGGGGCGGUCGCCCAGCGCGUGGGCGGAAUCCACACGGGCGCCCCGUGCAGGCUGCAGUAUGGCCCUCUGGCCUUCGUCCUUGGGGAAAGAACGACCAGGAAGCUGACGGAAACCAGCAAAGUGAUAACUGUGGACGGCAACAUAUGUUCCGGAAAGGGCAGGCUGGCGAGAGAAAUAGCCGAGAAGCUAGGCCUGAGGCACUUCCCCGAGGCCGGGAUCCACUACGCCGACAGCACCACCGGCGACGGGAAGCCCCUGGACGUACAGCUCAGCGGCAACUGCAGUUUGGAGAAGUUCUAUGACGACCCGAAAAGUAACGACGGCAACAGCUACCGCCUGCAGUCCUGGCUGUACGCCAGCCGCCUCCUGCAGUACGCGGACGCCCUGGAGCACCUGCUGAGCACAGGACAAGGCGUGGUGCUGGAGCGCUCCAUCUACAGUGACUUUGUGUUCUUGGAGGCCAUGUACAGACAGGGCUUCAUCCGGAAGCAGUGCGUGGAGCACUACAACGAGGUGAAGAAGGUCACCGCCUGCGAGUACCUGCCCCCGCACGUGGUCGUCUACGUGGACGUGCCCGUCCCCGAGAUCCAGAGCCGCAUCCAGAAGAAGGGCAACCCGCACGAGAUGAAGAUCACCGCCGCCUACCUGCAGGACAUCGAGAACGCCUACAAGAAGACCUUCCUGCCUGAGAUGAGCGAAAAAUGUGAGGUGUUACAGUACAGUGCGAGGGAAGCCGAAGAUGCAGAAAAGGUGGUCGAGGACAUCGAGUACCUGAAGUGCGACAAGGGCCCGUGGCCGGACCAGGACGACCGCACCUUCCACAGGCUGAGGAUGCUGGUUCAGAAUAAGCUGGAGGUGCUGAAUUACACGACCAUUCCCGUCUAUCUCCCGGAAAUCACCAUCGGCGCGCACCAGAGCGACCGGGUCUUCCAGAAAUUCACAGAGCUGCCAGGCCGCAAGUACAGCCCGGGCUACAACGAGGACGUGGGGGACAAGUGGAUCUGGCUGAAGUGACCGGUGCCUCCGACCCAGCUGCCCGAGGACGACACUGCCCCCCGGCCACCCCGCUCCCCUGGGCUCCCUCUGGCUUAGAAGCAGCGGGGUGGGGGCAGAGCACGCGGUGCGGGGGGCGCCUUCUGGCCUUGUGGGGGCGCUCAGUGCUUGGCUCGGGGGAAGAGUCGCCCCGGAGAGCGAGUGUCACGGGAGCGUUGCAUUUCUGCACAGCGCGCGCCACCCGCGGCAGGCGACUUGGGCGGGCUUUCUUCAGACGUCGAGAAAUAAAACCGUUCCUCUGGCA